AUGGACGGCCUGUGGGGAGGAUCGGGACCCUCGUGGUGUCUGUCUGAAUCCAGUUGGUGUGCUGACUGGGGAGGUUCAUCCACCGGAGAGGAAUACUGUGAACGGAGAGAGGUGACUCUGUCCGUAGUGCUGCUGAGAGGAUGUCGGCUCUGGGCAGUGGACUUGGACGAUACAAGGGAACUAUUUGCUCCUAUUGAAAAUUACCCCACAGCUAACCAGCCCCUGUCAGACACCACCCUUAAAGAUAUGCUGGUGUCCCUGAGGAGCUCACUCAAUUCAGAUAUGCAGGCCCUUGUCCACCAGUUCUCAUCUGACCUACAGGAAGUGGGGGAGAGGGUCACCCAUAUUGAGGAUAAGAUGGGGGACUUUGCAGAUACCUUUAACGAGCUGGUGGAUGCGCAUAAUGAUCGGGAGGAUGACAUUACCUGGCUGCAAACGAAAGUGGCAGACUUAGAAGACAGACAUGAGGAAGCCAAAGGCAUACCACAGCUAGAGCGGAGGGAUAGAGAGGUGAGCAGUCACUGCUGCAGGACCAAAGAUCGGGAGGCAGACAUUUUCAAGUGGACCUCCAGCCCUAAAACAGAUCAAAAUUUGUCAGAACUUUAUGAGUCUUCUCAUCCAGUGGAUAUUCAUAGCAGAAGUUCCGAAGAUCCAUCUCUCCUUCAUUCUCCCAUCAAGGCUUCCAGUUCAAAUAACUCUUCUACAGAUGCCAAGAUCGGAGACUUCAGCAGUCAAAGACAACUGAUACCAACCCGUAGCUUGUCCCCCAGUGGAAGCAGAAAUGAAUCCUCUAAGGGAAAUUCAGUUCUUUCGAAAAUUCAACAAUUUGUAUCAGAUAACAAGCUAAGAACUUCAAUGAGCAAGAAAUCCCUGAAGGAAAUCCCAAAGGAAGAUAGGAGGAUGACAGAUGAGGCAUCAUGUUAUGAUUGGAGAAAUUACAACGUGAACAGACUCAGCGCUUCAGAGAUGCAGAUGCUGGCCAGUCUGAAGAGGCAGCAAAAUGAGGAGCUGGAGGAUGAGGUGAUGUCACAUGGCUUGAGCCAAUCUCAAAUAGACCAUUGCAAUGUCAGCAUGAGCACCAGCAGUGAUGACACAGCCACUUGGAAUUCUUGUCUGCCCCCGCCUGUCAAUCAGGGAUCUCACUAUCAAGCAGAGAUGAAUCCUUUAGCUCAAUCCAACCCUCGGGACUGGUUAAAUGCAUUUAGUCCUCCCAUCAUUCCAACAAGUCAAAACUUGGAUCCUUUACUCAAGCUUAAACAAUCCAGCCAGAGCUGCUGUAAUGAAGGUGAUGAUGGAAUUUGUGCUGAUGCAGAAGAGGACAUCCUGACCUUAUUGUACGAUCCCUGUCUUAACUGUUAUUUUGAUCCAGAAAGUGGAAAAUAUUAUGAAUUAGCUUAAAAUGUAAUGAUUGCAACAGCAAC
This is a messenger RNA of Nanorana parkeri, 1421 nucleotides long. RefSeq lists its product as uncharacterized. The record is from RefSeq and is a predicted model, not a curated record. The transcript has 8 exons. Bases 1 to 1398 code for a protein of 465 amino acids. Lineage: Eukaryota; Metazoa; Chordata; Amphibia; Anura; Dicroglossidae.